Lentinula edodes (shiitake mushroom) is the source of this 1575-nucleotide messenger RNA. RefSeq lists its product as uncharacterized. Bases 1 to 1575 code for a protein of 524 amino acids. The transcript is spliced from 3 exons. The record is from RefSeq and is a predicted model, not a curated record. Lineage: Eukaryota; Fungi; Basidiomycota; Agaricomycetes; Agaricales; Omphalotaceae.
AUGUAUGCUACGAUCGGUCUCGGAGCUCCAUGGGCAGGGCCUGGGCUUUCGUAUGCGCCUGUAGGACAAGGACUGCCGCGUAACGAUGUGGAAUUAUCUCGAGAGAUGCUGCAAAUAACUCUUGAACACCUCUCCACAGUCAUUGCUUCCGAAUUCUCUGGAAAUCCUAUCCGCUUAGUUGCCCAUGGUGGAGCCUGCAUGCUUCUCCAUCCCGGCUUAUACGAACUGGCAAACCGCAAGCAAAUGUAUCAUACCAGCAGAAGUGAAAAUCCAUCUCGAAGAACUACUACCCGAGACGUGGAUUACAUACAUCGCUCAUUCGUUGCAGAGAGUGAGAGUAGAGGGAUAAUUAACGCCGGAGAGCGGUUGAAGAAGUGUAUACAGAUCACAGCUCAGAAAUUCCAGUUAGGCGCAGAUUGGAUGAACAGCGAUGCGGAUGUAGCACUCCCUAUGUCGAUAGAGCAUAUCAUGCGGAGCCCAAAUACAGGCAUUCCCUUUGAUCCAAUCUACGCUCAAUCAGUCAAAGAAAAUAAUAUACACCUCUACACUGUGUUUACCUCUUCAAAUCAGCAAUUGACGAUCGUCAAUGUGACGCCCUUUUGGGCGGUAGCAUUGAAAUUGGUGAGAUACACUAAAUGGGAUCCAGGAGACAUAUGUCUUUUGCUAUUAUAUGGUUCUGUCACUCGUAAAGUACAUUGGAACGCUCAGAACCUCGAAAAUUGGAUACGGUACAAUUGCUCUGCGAUGAAUUACCAUAACUGGGACUCUUUAAGGAUUGCGGAUAUGAGGAGGAAGAUAGAUCAUGCUGUUGCACUAAUAUCGUCCAUAGGCAGCAAUAUCAUGGCACAACCAGACGACCCGCCUCUUGCUAGUCAAUUUGACCACAAAUCUUUCUCUAAAUUCGGAAACACUCGUACUUCUGCCAAUGUAAAAGGGUUGAUGCAUGCUACCAAAACAAUUCAUUCCAAUGUUGUCAUGCCGUCAACAGGAGGUGUUCCCUGGGCCGGCCCUGCGAGUGAUGAUCUUGCUGCUCGAAGCUCUGAUCCCGAGUUGGAGCUCGGAAACUCUUCACCUCGUACUUCCCAGGAACGCGAAGGUCUCAUAUAUGAUCUUGGACCUAAAGCUCCAUCUCGCCUCAUCCAGUCUCCCUCCACUGAAGACCGUAAGCGUAACGCCCGUACUGGGAAGUCUACAGAUUGGAUUCGCGAGCAUGAGGAACAUAUGCAGAGGCGGUCAAAAUACAUGUUGCGGUCUGAUGAGCCAGAUGAUUCAGACGAUACCGAUGCCAGUAGUGAUAUUGUUGAAACAGUAGAGAAAAGUCAUGGAAGAGCUCCGGUUAUACCUAUGGACCGAAGGUCGAAAUCGGUACCUUCGUUGUCUACUGAUCAACCAGUGGUGUCGCACCAAUGGGGAUCUGCCGCAGCGUCAUUCUCAGACCAUUCAUGGAGAACGCAGGAGCCUCAUUCUAUGAGCUCUUUUGAGACCUCAGCACUUCCGCCUUGCCCGCCGCCUAUACCUGACCGACGAACGCGACCUCCGGUCACCACAUUCACACAUGGCCUGUCCCCCAACUAA